AGAGGAGCCAGACGAGGAAGUUGGGAGGAGGGACCAGUGCAGUGGCGUGGUGUGUGUGCUGAGAGAAGACUUAAAACUGGAUUCUCCGGACGCCUUCAGCGCCGUGAAAUAGGAGGAUCUCUCCAGUUCUGGUUUUGUACCCAAAGCAGUAAUGCGCGCAAAAGGGCCGCGUAUCUGCUCAGAAACUUCUUUUUAACACGCUGUCUUUUUAAGAGAGUCACACACCUAUGCUGCCAAUGACAGCACAGGUAGAGAAGAGGAUCCCGGAAGAACUCGUAGUGCAGGUUACCAGGUUGUUUUCAUAGCCUGUACUUUUAUUUCAAAGCGAGCAAGCGCCGAUGGACUUGUUUAGCCUUUUGCAAAAGUAGUUAUUCUCUCUUAAAGUUGUCGAUUUGAAAGUAAGUAAACGGGAAGAGGAUGAAGGAGCUGAGGAAGAAGAAGCUUUACGUGGUGAUGGACGUGCUGUGCGUUUUUGUUGCGGCACUGCCCUUCAUCAUUAUGACCAUCGUGUUCAAGCCAUAUCAAAGAGGGGUUUACUGUGACGAUGAGAGCAUCAUGUACCCCAUGAAACCAGACACCAUCACCCAUGGCAUGCUAGCGGCUGUCACCAUCUCCUGCACCAUUAUCAUUAUCUCCUCUGGAGAAGCUUAUCUGGUCUACAGCAAGAGGAUUUACUCUAAUUCUGACUUCAAUCAGUAUGUAGCUGCGCUGUACAAGGUAGUGGGCACCUUCUUGUUUGGAGCAGCUGUUAGCCAGUCUCUGACCGACCUUGCCAAGUUCACCAUCGGUCGUCCGAGACCUAACUUCAUGGCCGUGUGUGCCCCAAAGAUCUGCACGGGAUACAUGCAGAGGAUCAACUGCACUGGCAAGCUUCAGGACGUCACAGAGUCAAGAUUGUCCUUCUACUCUGGUCACUCCUCUUUUGGAAUGUACUGCAUGCUCUUUCUAGCGCUUUACGUGCAGGCGAGACUGGUGGCUAAGUGGGCUAGACUUCUCCGGCCCACCAUCCAGUUCUUCCUGGUGGCCUUUGCGGUGUAUGUGGGUUACACCCGAGUCUCUGAUUACAAGCACCACUGGAGCGACGUGCUGGUGGGGCUGCUGCAGGGAGCGCUUGUUGCUGUGCUCAAUGUGCACUUUGUGUCAGACUUCUUUAAGAAGCGUCCUCCACGUUGCACUAGGCCAGACACAGCUGAUAGCGAAGAGCCAGAGAGGAAACCCAGCCUGCAGAUUGCAGACUCCGAGCACAGCAACCAUUACAACUAUCACCACAAUCCGGGGCCUGUGUGAUUGGAGGUGACGCUAGGGAACAAAGGCUGCAGCCUGCAGACCCCAAACCUGUGUGAUAGGGUCCAACUCUGGGGCCUUCAACCUUGAUUGUGCAGUUAACAGUGUUUAGUGCAGGGAAUAACCUGGGUCAUCUGCGGUCCUGACUCUGUAGGCUGCCUGCUGCAGACUCCUUAUGCUAUGUGAGAAGCCCUAUGAGUGUGAGAUGUUAAAUUAAGUGUCUGUAUGAAUUCUGCAACCAGCUCCCUCCUUCUGUAUCAACCACUUACACCCCACCUACUCCCCAACCACUGGACUGACUGAGGGGGCUGCAUCCCAUCUACAGGUGCCUAAGCCCCCUCUCAAAGACACCAUGAUGACCUCCUUUUCUCCUAUAAGUGAGAGAGGGGCAUAUUGUUUUUAAGACAUCAUUGUUGAUGUUGAAGUGUAUAUGCUUAAAGCUGCAUUAAGCGAAAACCCACAGCAACAAAGCUAUGAUAGAGCUAUGAUACACUAAGCGCUUGUGGCUAAUGUGUUACACACAGCAGAAACAGAGGAACAUGGACAUCCAAACCUGAGUCCUUUCCUGCCAACUGACAAAUGAAAGUCUGAUAUUUGUUUGUCUUUAUGCCACAACCUCUGCUCUCUUUGGCUUGAGAUAUAGAAAUGAUAUAGGAAACAGCUGUCCAGAGUUUUUAUGUAGUGGAUCAGUGAGAGUGGUUGGGUUUUAGCCAUAUGGAUUGAUUAAGUGGAACACCCUGAAAGUGCCUGAAAACUGCAGAGAUGGGAUGAUGUUGAUUCACAGUGGGAUUGAUAGUACUAGCAACUCUUUUAUCACCAGAAAUUAUUUUGAUGUCAAAUAUAUCGCUUAAUGGAGCUUUAACAAUUUUCGUAUGUUUUAGAUUUUCUGUAUGUAGAGGACCAAGUGUGUUGGCAGUGAUGAAAGAAAUGUAAGAAUAAGGAGAAAGAAAGAUGAGAAUGUUUAUAGGUGUUGGUAAAGGCACAGUUUAUUGAUUGAUUAGCUUCACUUAGUGCACCUUAAACUGGCUACACACUAGAGGAGUUUUGCAAAUCAUAACAAUUUAUUGUAAUGGCAGCCAGGACACAGUAGAGGAGCAAAAUUUCUCCAUAUAUCAUGUUAUCCUGUUGGCAGAAAGGCUCACAAACUAAAAACGUCAGCUGCAGGCCACCAAAAAGCUGCUUUGAAACUUUGAGACUUAAUCAGCUUGCCAAAGCAACAUUCAGGGGUAAUCCCAGGAACCCGAAAAACACGUUUCUGCCAGCUCUUGUAACUGCCACACAAACAGGUCUGGGUUAUCUACUCUGACAAACAAUAUAAUGUUUUUAAAAGUGACUAUACAAGCUUGUCGUGCCUGGUGACUCACACUACAUUGAUCAACUCUGAUUCACACUAGUACCAGUGAUUCAACACCCAGCAAUUAUCAUUACUGGCAACUCAAGUGUCAUGUUGUAUCACUGCCGAAGUGUGUCCAGAUAGGAGUCUGAUUUGUUGAAUGAUUUUGUAAGUGCCUACUUAUAGGACAUAAACUGAGUCUUAAACUUUAAGGCUAGACUUAUGUCAAGACUAGGUCAGAUUCACCCUCAACAUUAGUGAUGCUUUUCUAAAAUGUAUAAAUUUAAUUGUGGAGUUGUUAAUGAUUUAUGUUUCCCCUGUGUGAAAUGGACUGCAGAGGAAGAAACCAUUGAUGCAGCUUUAAUUUCAGAUUUUAUGUGUCAUACCACUACUAUAUUGCCAAUCAAAUAUUAAGAAAUUUGGCCUCUACCAUGUCUUCUUUUUUCUGUUUUUAUUGUGUUUUGUUAUUUCUCAAAAAAUAAUAAUCAAAGAAGGAUGAGACAACCAUUUUGAAAAUGGUGUUUUAAUUUAUUUUAAAUACAAGAAGUUCUUUAUUUACUCUUACAAGGUUGGAAAUGCCAGCGCUGUUAAGAUUUUUGUGCAAUCACCCCUGCUUGCCACUAUGAGCCACAAAUACUGUAUAUACUAAUGCUAUGAGACAUGCGUGAAGGAUGUAUAUACAUGCUUGUAUGUUUUUAUUGUACACUUUUAAUUUCACCUGUACAGUCUGCUUUGGCCCAUGCCUGCUACGACUGGCAGCGAUUGGAGUUGCCACACAAACGGAUCCAAUUCCAGGUCCAAACAUAAGCCAGAUGCCUUGGCAGAGCUUUUAAAGGGCUGUUGCAAUGAUAAAGAGUUACAUACCCAACUGUGUUUUUGAAGCUAGUAACGCCGUUCCCACUUCAAAGAUUUGUCUGUGUUCCUUUUCCAUUUCCUGUGCUGAUAGAUGGGGUUAAUUUGUGAAUAAGGUCUCCUGUAUAGUUCUUGUACAGCAUGCAGACCCCUGGAAGACCGACAACAGAUCAGACAGACCCCAAACUUGAUAGGGGGGAAACAGGAAGACAGAGAGAAUCUCACCUGGUAGUGAUUGUCAAGCCCUGAAGCUGAGCUGGGACUGGAGAAAGGCAGGGUACUUUAGGGGGUGGGGGGUGGGGUGUGGGGUAUCCCAUGGUGAACCUCCGUCCCUGGGGUCUUCUACACAUUUAAAAAACACAAAAUUACAACAAGAAACAGCUGGAACUGGUUGCGGUGAAGUGCUGUGCCAGCCCUCUCCCCUGCUCCAUACAUUUAAAUCAUCUGUGUAUUACUACAGCCAGACUAAUGGCCCAAAUGAGGAUGAGGAUGAAGAAACGUCACAGUGUUUAAUUCCCCUCCAGCUUCAUGGAAAGCAAGGUUCUCAGCUGGUGAUGUGGUUCCAUGUGUUAUUAUGCUUUAUUGAAUUAGUGCCUUAAAGUAGGAACUGGUUGGCUAAUUUCCUGUUUAUAUCAGCUUGUAGGUAUGAUUUAUGUUGUUUGAUUUUUGUAUAUAGAUUAUAGACUCUAAACUAGAGAACUUUAAAUAAAGAUAUAAUCCACAUUCA
This is a messenger RNA of Dicentrarchus labrax (European seabass), 4196 nucleotides long. It is a transcript of the gene plpp2b, whose product is annotated as phospholipid phosphatase 2b. The coding region runs from base 418 to 1287 and encodes 289 amino acids. The transcript is spliced from 6 exons. The record is from RefSeq and is a predicted model, not a curated record. Gene Ontology annotation, molecular function: phosphatidate phosphatase activity. NCBI's taxonomy places the organism in Eukaryota, Metazoa, Chordata, Actinopteri, Moronidae. Gene Ontology annotation, biological process: signal transduction; phospholipid dephosphorylation; phospholipid metabolic process.